Messenger RNA from Penicillium macrosclerotiorum, 1302 nucleotides. Its product is annotated as metalloendopeptidase WSS1. The coding region runs from base 1 to 1302 and encodes 433 amino acids. The record is from RefSeq and is a predicted model, not a curated record. NCBI's taxonomy places the organism in Eukaryota, Fungi, Ascomycota, Eurotiomycetes, Eurotiales, Aspergillaceae. The transcript has 2 exons.
AUGCGAGAACUAGACGCUUUAAUCUCAGAGUACCGACAUGAGAAGCAGCGUCCCCGAGAAUCGGAGGCACUGUUCACCUUGCGCAAGGUUGCUUCGAUCGUCAAGCCGAUUAUGCGCCAACGUGCUUGGAGAGUUGGCGUUCUCUGUGAAUUUUACCCACGAGAAAGUAAUCUGCUAGGGCUGAACUAUAAUUCUGGACAAAAGAUAUGUCUGAGGUUACGGUACGCCUCGGAUUCGACCCAGUUUCUUCCCAUCGAGCAGGUUGUGGACACGAUGCUGCAUGAACUCUGCCAUAUUGUUCAUGGUCCUCACAACCGGCAAUUUCAUGCGCUGUGGAACCAAUUGCGCGAUGAACACGAGGAACUGGUCAUCAAAGGAUAUACAGGCGAAGGCUUCCUUUCCCAAGGUAAACGUCUCGGCGGUAGCAGAAUUCCACUUGAUGAGGCUCGCCGACAGGCCCGCGCAGCGGCUGAGCAGCGUCAACUUUUAACCAAGAACUCUGGCCAGAAGUUGGGAGGCGCACCUAGACCUCGGGGAAUAGCUGCGCGCAAACUUCGCGCAGAUGCUGCCCAGCGCCGUAUCGAGGUGACUGCGGGUUGCGCUUCAGGAACCAACAAUACCGCCCAGCUUGCGGAAGAAGCGACUCGGAAUGGAUUCAGAACCCAAGCAGAAGAGGAUGAUGCAAAUGAUCAGGCAAUUCUGCAGGCCUUCAUUGAGCUGAUUCAAGAAGAGGAGCGUGAAAAGUACGGAGAUUCAUAUAUCCCUCCGAGCCAAGAAAAUCCCGCUGGGCCUCGAACCGGUGAGUCGCCGGGUCUGUCAAAUUCUGGCGAAUCUAUAGAGCCAUCGCCACUAGACGAACUGCCGGAAGAGGUGGAAAACAAACCGGAAAUAUUCGAUCUUACUGCCGAUAAUGGCUCCUACGAGUCCUCAUGGACAUGUACAACCUGCACCCUCGAAAACCCACCCAACUUUUUGUGCUGUGAUGCCUGUGCGGCGGAGCGACCAACUCCUAAGACCGUAUCUACUACCACCACGCAGCAAGGAGAAUCAGAUAGAGGAACACCCACACAACCACCGAAGAAGCGAGUCUUUCAAGAAGAUGAAAUGCAAGCUCGAGAUAAACGUAAUCCACGAGAUACGUUUGCAUUCAGAAACCGUACCCGCGCUCUUGACACACUGACAUCUUUGGAUCGUGACAUCAGUAAGAGGCCACUGGGUUGGCUUUGUGAUCAAUGCGGUAGUUUUAUGGAGGCCCAGUGGUGGACAUGUUCUUGUUGCGGGAAGUUGAAAGUUUCAUCUUGA